AUGCCUUUCUCUUCUCUAUCUAUCUAUCUAUCUAUCUAUCUAUCUAUCUAUCUAUCUAUCUAUCUCGGACUGAUCAUUAUCUGUUUACCUAUCUAUCUCAGAUUUUCAUAUCUAUCUAUCUAUCUAUCUAUCUAUCUCAGAUUUUCAUAUCUAUCUAUCUAUCUAUCUAUCUAUCUGUCUGUCUGUCUGUCUAAUCAUAGUUCUAUAUACUUAUCUAUCUAUUUAUCUAACUAUCUAUGUAUGUAUCUAAGUCUCAUCUAUCUGUUUACUUAUUUAAUCAUUACUAUAUCUAUCUAUCUAUCUAUCUAUCUAUCUAUCUCUCAUCAUUAUCUAUCUAUCUAUCUAUCUAUCUAUCUAUCUAUCUGUCUAAUCAUGGUUAUAUAUACUUAUCUAUCUAUCUAUCUAUCUAUCUAUCUAUCUAUCUAUGUAUCUAAGUCUCAUCUAUCUGUUUACUUAUUUAAUCAUUACUAUAUCUAUCUAUCUAUCUAUCUAUCUAUCUAUCUAUCUAUCUAUUCAAUCUCGUCUUUCGUCGAGCAAACAGAAGAGCAAAAGUUCUUCGUUUUCGAGUCUUUCCGUUCAAAUCAUCGGAUUGGUCGAAAAAAACACGAUUUCAAAUAUGGCUGCAGAGGAUUGAAGUAG
This is a messenger RNA of Acanthosepion pharaonis, 639 nucleotides long. NCBI's taxonomy places the organism in Eukaryota, Metazoa, Mollusca, Cephalopoda, Sepiida, Sepiidae. The record is from the annotation of a GenBank genome assembly.